This is a messenger RNA of Puccinia graminis f. sp. tritici CRL 75-36-700-3, 5549 nucleotides long. RefSeq lists its product as uncharacterized. The coding region runs from base 581 to 4846 and encodes 1421 amino acids. The record is from RefSeq and is a predicted model, not a curated record. NCBI's taxonomy places the organism in Eukaryota, Fungi, Basidiomycota, Pucciniomycetes, Pucciniales, Pucciniaceae. The transcript is spliced from 7 exons. Gene Ontology annotation, cellular component: P-body; exosome (RNase complex). Gene Ontology annotation, molecular function: RNA binding; 3'-5'-RNA exonuclease activity.
UUCCCUUCCCACUCUGCUCUCACUCUCUACAACUUCGAUCGUUGCUUCUCCCCUGCGUCGUCAUCGCUUGUCUCGUCGUGAAUCGUGAUCCUCUGAGUUCCGCUGGUCCUUGGCUGAGUACCUUGUUCUCCCCUCCAACCACUUGUACCAUCAACACACCUCUUGACUUCCCUCCUCGCUAGACAGCAGCAUUGAUCACACCCAAACCACCCACUACACAAAUAUCUUUCCUUACUGUCUGGUCGCAGUCCCUCUACAACUGUUCAUCUCUCUUCCAUCCGCUCUGCUAUCCACGAGCCCUCUGCUCGACCCUUUGAGUUUCGUUACUUACAUCCUCUACUAUCGUCGUCUUUUCUUCAUUUUUCCUCUCCAUUCUCUCAGGCGGUCUGACUCUAGAAUCUGGAUCUCAUCCAGUCCAUCGUUUGUUCGAUCGCUCCCCCCCAAAAAAAAAUCAAAAAUCACUGGUCAUCGAGACCACAACUCCGCACAGUCUCGCCACUAGUAUCAAUCAUCACCUACGGUCUAUCACACCCAAUCUGCCCUUUUCGUUCUACAUAUAUAAAUAAGUUUCUCAUCCUCAAUGGCCGACAACUCAGACCAGUACUCAAGCACCGCCUCCAAUGGCAAUGGCAAUCGAACCGGCCGCAAGACUAACUCCCGCCCUCACAGCCGCAACGAGACCCAACGUGACAGCUCGACCGGCAACAGAAAAGGACCCUCUGCCGCCGGCGAUCGCGACUCACCUCCAGGCCCAAACAACCAGCGUCGCAGCAGCGUCCAACGCAUUGGCAAUUCUGGCGGCGGCCGUAAGGCCAACGAGCCUCCUCCCCCGCAAGCUCGCCGGGCUUCGGAUACUGGCCCAUCAUUAGGCAGCGACAACAGUCUCAGCGGUAGUAUGCAUGCCCCCAAGGGGCGCGCGCAAUCGGGCGGCCAGAGAAAACCUAGUAUCGAUAAGAACGGCGGUGGCAAGAGCACGCUCAACCCCAAUGCUGGUGGUUUUCAACCUGGUGCAUUGUCUGCUAUCAUGGAUGUCGACGCCGAGGUUUUAGUGACGCCAACCCCUGGACAAACUCAGUUCAACCACGAAGCCUUACAACGUCCCUCGGCCAGCUUCCCUGGAGGUUUCAUCGGCGAACUUCCCGAUAAUGCUGGGGCAUUCGGUCGCCUCCCUGGGCUCAAUAAUGCCAGAGGAUUCGCUUUCCCAGGCGGAAACACUCUCUCUAACAAUCAGCUGGCUCAACAGAUAAUGCAACAGCAGCAACAAAUGCAGUUCUUAAAUAACAAUUUUUCCGGCCCUGGCACUCUUGGUGGCUUGAAUGAUCUUCAGGCAACCGUACAACAGCAAGCGAUGCAAGUCGUCCAAAUGCAAGCCGCCUUACAGGCAGCCCAAGCUCAAGGUCCACAUGCUAGUGCGCCUAGGUUUAGCAACGUAGAUGUCAUGUCUCCAUUGUCCGAGUCGCUUCAAAUCCAGCAGCAACUCGAAAUGUUACGCCAUCAGCAGGAGGCCCUCAUGAACCGCUUUGGCGACCUUCAAACUGGGCCAACGCCUGAUCGCUCUCAUCCCAUCCAUCGACGUGGCCAAAGCGCUCAAGUAGGCAGCGGCCAGGGCAAUGGUGGUAACGCGUUUGGAGCAAUGGGACGAUUCGGACUGGAUGGUGCCAGCUCCUUCGGCCAAGGUCUAGCUGGCAACGACAGCCUUGCUAAUUCUAUGGCCAAUGGAGGCUCUGUCAAUCCCAAAGGUCAUGGCCGUCGUCACAGUGUUCAAGUGAGCUCGAAUACUGGCGCCAAUAAUCAGCAACAACUAGGAUUCCCCGGUCAAAACUUCCAGUUCCCAGCUUCCAUCCCGAGCUCCACCUUCAGCAAUUACCUUGCCAACCCCGUCGGUAGUGACCUUGACUUUGGCAUGGGCAGCGGCUUUUCCAACAAUGGCUCCGGCGCCCAAGGUCACCGUCGUGGACACAGCAAAGCUAGUAGCAUUUCCAAUAUUGGUGGAUUCAACAUGGAUUUCGGCGCUCAAGCAUCCACCGAUCUUAAUCAAGCUCAGAUGCAAUUGCAACAACUCGCCCAGUUCCGGGCAGCUUCCGGCCACACCCGUGUCCCAUCAUUUGGGUUCCAAAACCCGAUGAAUUUAGGACCUGGCCAGUCGCACGUCGGACAAGGCAAUCAACAAAUGCGCAAAUCUUUAUUCGCGCCUUACUUACCUCAAGCAUCCAUCCCACCCUUGUUAGCUGCUGGUAAACUUGUCAUCGGUGUCUUGCGCGUCAACAAGCGUAAUCGAUCCGAUGCCUACGUCGCCACCGAUUCUCUCGACUCGGACAUUUACAUCUGUGGCUCCAAGGAUCGAAACCGUGCCCUCGAAGGUGACGUGGUCGCGGUUGAACUCCUCGACGUCGAUGAAGUAUGGGGCACGAAGAAGGAGAAGGAGGAGAAGAAGCGCAAGAAAGAAGAAAAUCAAGCCUUUGAUUCUCGCGUUCAACAGAACAAUCGCCGCGAGGACAAGAAGCGUGAUGACGUUGAGGUGGAAGGGCAGGGGCUUACUCUUUUUGAAGAAGAAGAAGUAAACGACGAACAGAGACCCAACUUCGCUGGUCAUAUCGUUGCUGUUGUCGAGCGGAUGCCCGGUCAGCUCUUCAGUGGGACCUUGGGAUUAUUGCGACCCUCAUCUGCCGCAACCAAAGAGAAGCAAGAAGCUGAGCGACGCGAGCGUGAGGGGGUUGACUUGCGUGGUGGCCAGCGCGAAGAGCAACGUCCCAAGAUUGUCUGGCAUAGACCCACUGACAAGCGAGUUCCUCUGAUCGCCAUCCCGGUCGAUCAAGCACCUGCCGACUUCUUGGCGGAUCCCAACAAGUAUUCAUCUACGCUUUUCAUUGCUGGUAUCAAGCGCUGGCCCAUCACUUCCUUGCACCCAUUCGGUACCUUGGUUGAGGAGCUUGGCCCCAUCGGUGAUAUUGAGGUUGAGACUAAUGCUCUCCUUAAAGACUGCAACUUCACCUCCGAGGAAUUCUCCGAGAAUGUUGUCAAGUGCCUGCCACCCUUACCUUGGACAAUCCCCGAACGCGAAUACGAGGUUCGUCGUGACUUCAGGAGCCAGGUCGCUUUUACGAUCGAUGGUGCGACUGCUCGUGACUUGGAUGACGCUUUGCACAUUUCAAAGAACGAAGACGGAACCUUUGAAGUUGGGGUUCACAUUGCGGACGUCACCCACUUUGUCAAGCCAGGAACCGCGUUGGAUCGCGAAGCUCGCAAGAGGGCGACUACUGUUUAUCUGGUCCAACGAGCUGUUCCUAUGCUCCCACCUACUCUCUCCGAGCACUUGUGCUCUUUGUCGCCCGGGCAAGAUAAAUUAACAUUCAGUGCCGUCUUCAAGAUGACCCCGCAGGGCCGAGUGAUCGAUACGUGGUUCGGCAAGUCAAUCAUUUGCUCGAGUGCCAAGUUGACUUAUGAUUCGGUCCAGCAGGUUCUUAGCGAUAAUUCUUCCACUCCUGAGCUGAAGGUUGAGAAGGAGGGCGUUACAGUCAAUCAGAUUUGCGAUUCCUUGAGGGCCUUGGGUCAACUCUCCCGUCAAAUGCGUGCCCGAAGGUUUGAUGAAGGCUGUCUGCGCAUUGAUAACAUCCGACUUGAUAUCAAGCUUGAUGCAGAAGGCUUGCCUGAGGAUUGCUCGGUGGUGCUUGGCGACGAAGCCAAGCAAUUGAUCGAGGAAUUCAUGUUACUUGCGAACUCGGCUGUUGCCAAGAAGGUUGCCGCGGGGUUGCCUGAACAGGCAAUGCUCCGACGUCACGAAGCUCCGAUAGACAGAAGGCUGGAAGGAUUCGCGAAGAGAGCCGCCAAGAUGGGCUUUGAAGUCGACACUUCCAGCGCCGGCGCCUUGAUGAAAUCAAUUAAAUCAAUGGAGCAGGCUGGCAAGGCCCCUCACUUUGUCCUUCAGUUAUUGUCGACUAAAGCGAUGGUUAAAGCCAAAUACUUCUGUGGUGGUGCCUUGGACAUUGCUAAAUGGUCGCAUUAUGCAUUGAAUCUUCCUGUUUACACUCAUUUCACUUCGCCGAUCCGACGUUUUGCCGAUGUGAUGGUUCAUCGCCAAUUGGAAGCUGUAUUGAGUACCACUUGCGAUGUUAAAUUCACUAUGGAUCCUGAUUCCGUCAGCAAAUGCGCCCAAUUCUGCAACAUCAAGAAGCAUGCUGCGCGUCUCGCCGAGGAACAAUCCCAGCAUCUAUUCCUCUGUGUCCUAAUUGCGGACCUCACCGCGAAGUACGGACCUGUCAUUCGAUCUGCCAAUGUUAUUGGCGUUUGGGACGAAGCCUUUGAUGUUGCAGUUCCUGACUUCGGAAUUGAAAAGCGUGUACAUGUUGAUCAAAUGCCAAUCGACAAUCACGUUCAUGAUGAACAUGCCAACACUUUGAAGCUCUAUUGGAAGCAAGGAGUCGAUGUUGUCUCUCACUUGUCUGAACACUCAACCGAUGCCCAUUGGCACUCCAUCCGCCACCAUGCCGAAAGGCAUGCGAAGUUGAUGGAGGCCUCUUCUCAGUCUGUCCAAGCUGAAAGUGCAUUAUUCGAAGACGAUGAAGACGAUGUCGUUCAGCAUCCUUUGAAAGGCGGAUCUGGGAAAUCGGGCGAACUCACCGAACGAGAGAAGAAGAGUGCACAACGUUUGAAGAGCGCUGAGAUGGCCCGUGCCAAAGGAAAAGUUGAUUUACAAUGGGAAGGCGUUGAGAAGAUUGAAGCUGCACCCGGAGUCACUCAUUGCGUACAGACUGUCAGAGAACUUCAAACUGUCCCUGUAAUCAUCACGGCCGAUACUACCAAGAGUCCUCCCGUAUUGAAAAUCUUUGCUGUCAACCCCUUUGCAUAGUGCUCCGGUCUGGAUAAGCCAUCCAUCAGAUUCUGUUGGGCUCGUCACCGACAUUGUAUUGCAUUUAUCAUGACAGUUCUCGUUUCCCAUCUCUUUACAUCGCUCACUCGUUUCAAAUUGUCAGUGCAACCUGUCAUUACUUGGCACAGUUAACUGUGAUUCUUGUCCUCUGGGGUGCCCCUUAUUGUGGUAGAUUCGAGCAAAGCAAAGCAAGCAAAAAAAUAAAUAAAUAAAUAAAUAGAAGAAACAGAUCAACGGGACAGAUGGAUCGCCAAGAAUUUUUUUCUUCUUCUUUUUCUUUUUACAUGCAUGUUACUGUUUUUUAUUUUGUUUGUUCAUUGACGUCUCGAUGAGACGAUGAUUUUGUAUGUUGUAAAUGAUUGUGAAUUAAGAAAGACAAACAAAGAAAAAAUUGUUCUCAAUUUAUUUUAAAUAAACAUUAUGUCAACCAUGAUUAAUUUCUUCAGAUACAUCUCGAGUUAAAAUCCACACGAUCAAAGUUCAAUCUUGACACAUCUCUUGAUCUCUAUUCUGUGCGGCAUGUGCAUCUUCUUGAGGACUGGAUACCUGUCUCCCCCUCCCUCGGUUCAAAAUUGUGCUAUAUUGUGCUACCUGACUAGGCUGCUCGUGGUUGUUCUCAUUGCGUCAAGACAGACGUUUGCUCAAAUAAGAUCUAUCAAUUAGGAAGCUCACAUUAGAAAUC